AUGACAAGUACAGUCGCAUCUUCAAAGCUGAAGCUGAAAUUUAAUGGGCACACAGAAAGAGUGACAGAUUUAAAAAUACAGGAGGAGAAUGGAAAGAAGGUUCUAUACACAGCCUCAAGAGACAAGAGCAUAAAGGGAUGGGAAUUUGUAGCAGACACAACAGGAGAAGUAUUCGCAAAGCUCUCAAAGGUGUUCAAUGGGCACGGUGGAUUUGUAAACUCCAUCUCUCUGGCAAAAUCCGGAAAGUACCUCAUCUCAGUGAGCGCAGACAGCACAAUCCGAUCAUGGCCUAUUUCCAGCGAAGAGACCAAGAAGCACGCAAAGCACAGCGAGAAGGCAUACUGCGUACUGGCCCACUCCACUGGAGCAGACGAGUCUGCAGAGGAGUACAUUUUCACAGGAGGAGUGACCCCAGUAUUAAACAUCUGGAAUGCAUCCCUUGAGCUGAAGAAGAAGCUGAAGAGAGAGGACGACGAGACUGCCUCCAUCACUGUUAUUAAGGCCAUCCCAAAGAAGCCAGAGCUAGUGAUAUGCGCAUACACAGAUGGAGCUAUUGUCAUCUGGAACAUAGAAACAGGAACAGUUGAGAGCGCAAUGAAGGGACACUCCUGCAUCAUUGACUCUCUGGUUGUCAGCCCAGAUGGCUCUCUGUGCGCCACUGCUGGAAGAGACAAGACUGUCCUUCUGUGGGAUCUCAAGGAAAAUGGAUCUAACAGAUGCGAGAUCUCAGUGGGAGACGCAGUUAACUGCCUGGAGUUUGCACUCUCUGCAUACUGGCUGGCUGCAGGAACUGAAACAUCAAUUAUAAUAUGGGACAUUCUCGCACGGGAUGUGGUAGUUGAAAUUCCACACCCAGAGGACUGUAAAGGAUCAUGCACUGCAAUUGCAUGGCUCGAUGGUUUCACUUUGGUGGCUGGAUACUCAGACGGAUCAGUCAGAAAGUACACUAUUGCUAUUGAAUAG
Nematocida ausubeli is the source of this 963-nucleotide messenger RNA. RefSeq lists its product as uncharacterized. The coding region runs from base 1 to 963 and encodes 320 amino acids. Gene Ontology annotation, biological process: rescue of stalled cytosolic ribosome; positive regulation of protein phosphorylation. Gene Ontology annotation, cellular component: cytosol; nucleus. The transcript has a single exon. The record is from RefSeq and is a predicted model, not a curated record. Gene Ontology annotation, molecular function: ribosome binding; translation regulator activity; protein kinase C binding. Lineage: Eukaryota; Fungi; Microsporidia.